AUGGAUGAAAAUGGAUUCAUCAUUGUCAGGAAAAUAGGGCCACAUCUAGAUAAGGGGUGCGGCUGGCAGCUGUCACCUGUCCAAGAACUCUACUCUCUCCUGACAUCACAGCUCACACUGAACAACACUGAGCUGCAGUUCUUCCAGAUGUGCUUACCACCAUACACUUGUAUUUAUAUUUUAAUCUGCUGUGUGUUUGGAAUAAAAUACAACCUUGAGUAUGGUUUGAGGAGGCUGGUGUGUAAACAAAGUGGACUAAAUGCUCGUGACGUCAGUGCUCACCUGGUCCAGGUGAGGAUCUGCUGGGACGGGGAAAGAGAGACCGGGAUCGACAGGGAAAACGGGAUCGAGACACAGAGGGCGGGGAUCGGCUUGCAAUCCGGAGCAGAGCGGGUCGCAGGAGGCGACCUUGGCGGGGUCUCGCCUCCAGCAGCGUGUUAUGAUCCUUCAGUUUCAGUCAUGCAAGGUACUCGGCGGAAAGCUCCAUCUCAGCAGACUGACGGAGCGGUGGUGGGGAGCCACCACAGUUCCCCAGGCCUGCCACCAGUCUCCGUGGACUCCCUAACUCUGGAGGUUUACGAAGCAUCAACACCAGAACACAAACGAGCCCAGAGGAAAGAAAGCAAAUCGCUGGUAAAAAGUCACAACCGCAAAGCAGAUCCCAGAGACUCCAAUGGGAAUAACUCGGAAAACAUUGGGUUCAUCCCAGGGUCGGCUGAAAUUGCAGAGGAUUCGAGUGUGUGCGAGUCGUGUGGCUUGGGAACCUGUGUUACGUGGCAGACCGUCAAAGCAGUUUUCUGUUGUGUGGUGACUUGUGGAAUAUGUAAGGCAGACCCUGGGAGUUAUAAUCCAUGUUCGAGGACCACAGAGUCAUCGACAGAUGUUAAAGUCACUGAGACAGCCAAUUUAAGAUAUGUUUCAAACCCAACACAUGGGAUCACGCUGACUUGUGACCCCAACCCCAGUAAAAAGACUAACCUCGCAGGCAACAGUUUCAAUUAUUAUGAUAUCAAGCUGCGGGGGGAGGAGGUGAUCUGGACAAGAACAGUCGCAGUCUGUCCCGGACGUGUCGCAAGGACUUGCACAUCUACAAUUCUCAGAAUCGGAGAGCCCCGGCAGCACAUCGCCAAACUCUCACAAACGUCUUCCGAUGAGUUCCACUCCUUCCUGGAGGAGGAUCUGGAGAAUAAUGAACUGAACGGGUCAAUGUCCAGCGCAGAGCUGGAUGAGUACAUCAACAAGAAGCUGCUGGAGCUCUUCAGCAUUCACCAAAUUGACAUGUUGGCCCAGUGCACCUCUGACACCACCUUCAUCAGCAAGAGCAGUGAGAUCAGCGAGCUCAUUGACAGCAUCACCAAAGGCUACAAGAUCAAUGAGAAGGACGCAGAAUGCAGGAUAGUGACCGGGAUAGUCCGGAUCAGCACCCGGAAACCCAAGAAAAAGCGUAGCCCACAAGAGCCAAGUGAGGAAAGACUGGUCAGUCUGACCUCCACUGAUGCCAAACCUCAAACAGAGACUUUUCUACCAAGUGAUGAACUCAACCUGGAGAUUUCAGUUGUGGACCCACUCGAUUUGAAGGCGAGGCAGUUGCAGGGCCUGACCAUCCCAGAAUUGCGAAAAGAUGAUUCUCUUCAGGACACUGAGACUGAUUCGUCAGGAGCUCCACUGCUCAAAGUCUAUCUCUAGGAGCAGAGGGCAGACUUUUCCCCAAAUUCAUAAAAGGACAGGAUGGGUGGAUCCAGGACAGUCGUAUGGGAUCUGGUGGAAAGCAUGGAGCUGAAUCCCUUCCUCUCUGGGUCUUGGCUGUUUUUCAUGGUUAUGUUGUUCUCUCCCUCCCACCGACACCUUGGGGAUUUUCACUGGUUCGGGGUAGACUCCAAUUUCCAGAGUCCGCUACGACUGGCCUUUAAUGCAGCCAUUCUUCCACUCCUUUGCACCUUACUCCAACUUUUCCCCCACCCCCACUUUACCCAUUCCUCCGAGGAUGAGGAGCCCUACCUCGGUGCAGGAGAUCCAGGGUCAGUGGAUUGGAAUGGAGAGACAGGACCCACUAUAAAUAAUGAGUGGGUCACAAGAUCUUUCACCAGGGUAAUGGUAAGUUAUCACUCAGGUGAAUUGAUUGGCUGUGUGUGUUUAGUUACUUCUACCUUACACUGGUACCUUGCUUAGCAUUCAAGAUGUGUUCCUAGGAACAAGUGCAAUCAACACAAAAAUCAGUCAUCAUAGCACUAUAUACAAGAGGUGCAUUACCAAUGACGCUGCUGUCUAGAACUGAAUUUCCCCAGGGCUCAGGGUGGAGAGGCUACCAGAGGGGAAUGUUGUUGAAUGGACUGGAUUGAGCUCUGCAGUUGGGGAUACGUGGGACUCAGAAUUGAACCCUGGCCAGCACAGUGAUGUGGGCCUUUGUUGGGGCAACUAAUGAGCUUGCCACACAGAGAGAUCACUGGACUGGAGAGAGUUGUGUACCCAAAGAAAGAGGGAAACAGCAGCUUCCAUUGCAUUCAAGAGGUGGUGAUGAGGGAGACCAUAGGAUCCUGUCACCACGUGAAGCGGGUGGCUCCCAUCUCCAGCAAUGGCUGCACUCACUGUGCCAUUCAGGGUACCCUCCUGAGCCCCACAUCUCAAUGCUGAGUGGCCACACCGCUCCCCCAGUCUGCCCUCACAUGGUGAGCCUCGUAGUUAUUCGUUGCUGGGGAUACAUCGGUGGAGGGCAGGGACUCCCCAGCUUCUCCUGAGCGGAUGCCCUGUUUAUUGUGUGGACUGGUGGACCAAGAGCAAUCAGCACUCUGCAGGAUGGACUGAAGUGGGGUACCAGUACAUGUUCUCUCCAUUGAUUUGUUGUGGAUCACUGAAAGAGAUGCUGGAUCGUAGUGGGCAACGUCAAUGGAUUUUAAUGAGUUGUUUUUUAUAUUAAAGCAAAAACUGUAA
This is a messenger RNA of Pristis pectinata (smalltooth sawfish), 2928 nucleotides long. RefSeq names its product keratinocyte differentiation factor 1-like. The record is from RefSeq and is a predicted model, not a curated record. NCBI's taxonomy places the organism in Eukaryota, Metazoa, Chordata, Chondrichthyes, Rhinopristiformes, Pristidae. Gene Ontology annotation, cellular component: cell junction. Gene Ontology annotation, biological process: keratinocyte development; regulation of epidermal cell division.